AUGGCACAACGGAAGUCUACCUCCCAGAAUGUGGACGAUCAGGCCCAAUCAGACAAUGACCUUGACAUGAACAACCCUCGGCUGUUAAUGUCUGAAUUAACAAAGGCAUUCGAAGAAGUCGCACAGGCGGAGUCAACGGCUUCAGCUCUUGAGGCCAAGCUUGAUGGCAUCCACAAACAGCUUGACCAGCUCUUAGCCAGCUUUGAACAGCCUUCUGAGUCAAGUUUGCAGGAGCCCUCAUCAAAACCCUCUGAUGCCAAGUAG
This is a messenger RNA of Fonsecaea pedrosoi CBS 271.37, 264 nucleotides long. RefSeq lists its product as uncharacterized. Lineage: Eukaryota; Fungi; Ascomycota; Eurotiomycetes; Chaetothyriales; Herpotrichiellaceae. The coding region runs from base 1 to 264 and encodes 87 amino acids. The record is from RefSeq and is a predicted model, not a curated record. The transcript has 3 exons.